Messenger RNA from Leguminivora glycinivorella, 2167 nucleotides. RefSeq names its product alpha-1,3-mannosyl-glycoprotein 4-beta-N-acetylglucosaminyltransferase A-like. Gene Ontology annotation, biological process: protein N-linked glycosylation. Lineage: Eukaryota; Metazoa; Arthropoda; Insecta; Lepidoptera; Tortricidae. Bases 121 to 1782 code for a protein of 553 amino acids. The transcript has 12 exons. Gene Ontology annotation, cellular component: endoplasmic reticulum; endoplasmic reticulum-Golgi intermediate compartment; Golgi stack. Gene Ontology annotation, molecular function: acetylglucosaminyltransferase activity. The record is from RefSeq and is a predicted model, not a curated record.
GGGUUGCGCGUGCCACAAUGUCGACAACGACACAAUGUUUACAAAUCGCACAGUAAUAUAACAUAGUAAUACACAGACAAAACAUUCACUUAAAACAGGAGCGGAAACAUGUAAAAAUAAAUGUGGUCCUUAAGGCGCAGACUGAAUCUCAUGGUGCCGGCGCGGUGUUGGGCCGUGCGCCGGCGCACCCUGCUCGCGUUUCUAGCGCUGGUGGCGCUGGCAGCGCUGGCGCUUAGCUCCGGAGGCAGCCGGCUCACUCGAGAGGAAGAGAUGGAGGCACGCCUGGCACAAAUGCAGGCCCAUCUCGAGUUCUUGACCACCCUGUAUAGAUCCAGGCAGAUUGAGGUUAUGAACAUGCAGACGAAAAUGGUUAACCUCGGCAACCCAGAGCAGUCUGAGAAACUUCUCGGCCCGAGCACGACGGUUUCUCCAGAAGUUGCCCAACUACUGAAGAAUCUCACUGGCACCAAAACAGCCUCCGGCGUGGACCGAAAGAACCUGCAACCUCAAACCCUCCCCUUCAUCUACCAACUGAUGCCUCAUCUGUUAGACGAUGUCUACAGCCUGAGACCAGCAUUUCAUAUGAGGGGUACACGGCAGCUGGCUCAAAUCGUCAUUGGUAUACCCACUGUGAAGAGAGACAAGGAGAGUUACCUCAUGGUUACUCUUACGCACCUCAUUUCUGGGAUGACUGAGGCAGAUCAGAAGGAAUCAGUCAUUAUCGUGAUGGUUGGAGAACCAGACUUGGAGUUCGUCAUUAAUACGGCGAAACAAAUUGAGACACUUUUCCCAAAGGAGGUCGAAAGCGGUCUCAUCGAAGUGAUAUCCCCACCGCCCUCCUACUAUCCCAAUUUCGACAGCUUCGAGCCGACUCUCGGCGACUCCUCCAAACGGAUGAGAUGGAGAACCAAACAGAACCUGGACACGAUCUUCUUGAUGGCGUAUGCGCAGAGCAGAGGGACUUUCUACCUGAUGCUGGAGGAUGACGUCAUUGCUAAGCAGCAUUAUAUGCGGGACAUCAAAUACUUCACCGCCCAGAUCACAAUCCAGACCCCUCAGUGGUUCUUCAUCGAAUACUGCGCUUUCGGCGGGAUUGGCAAGCUGUUCAGAUCCGCAGACCUGUCCCAUUUCAUCACAUACGUCCAGCUGUUUUACUCCAAUAUGCCUAUAGACUGGCUGCUGGAGAGCUACUUGGCUGACAAAGUUUGCAGCAUCUACAAGUCUUCUAAGGAAUGCGCGAAGAGUAAGCUAGACAUACGGCCAAAGUACAAAUCUUCGCUGUUCCAACAUAUUGGAUUGUAUUCUUCGUUGAAAGGCAAAAUACAGAAAGUGCAGGACUCUCGCUAUGGGAAGCUGCCAGGCUUUUUCCCCCACCAGAACCCCGAUUUAGAGACCAUCCACAACGAUAUAGAGGAGAAGGCAGAUCAUACCAUCAGGAGGGCGUAUAAUGGGGAGACCUUCUUUUGGGGCAUCAAGCCCAAGAAGGGGGACGUUAUUGAGUUUGUCUUUCGGAAGCCGACUGUGCUUGAAAGGUACACCUUCCGUAGCGGCAACGUAGAUCACGCAUCAGACAAGUUCUAUGACACCUAUAUUGAGAUCCAACCAGUGGGUGGCAACUACACAGUUAUCGACAGCUUCGACGAGUUUGGCUUGGCCGAUGGCUCCCUCAAAGGAGAUUGGGGGCCGCUCAACUCGAUAAGAUUAAGAGUCAAUCGGGAUAGCACCUUUUGGGUCAUUCUGAGUGAGAUUGAACUAAAACCAUACAACCCGGAAGAAAGAUGACGAAACCCGAACCCGUGGUUGCGCCUCGUGCGUCAGAUGAAGAAGACUAAACGGCACCCACCUCGCUUUAAAUCGUACUGAGUUGAGUGCACGCUCAUAUCGGGCUUGCAGGGGGGCGUGCGGCGUGCAUGUGAAACAAUUGAAGCUCGUACAAGUGUCCUGAGUCGACGCUGCAUAGGGUGGACGCACGCUCGCUCGCCCCGCCGACCAAGCGUCCACUCAGGCCUUAGUCACCUGUUAAUGUGAACACUAUCGUUACAUAUAAACAGGGCACUACUUUUCAUGCCGAUGUCAACAUAAUGGGCUACUAGACUCAUGUCGAAUCUGGCACAAUAUAUUAUUGUCUCCUGCAGUAUUUCACAUAAAAAAACAAUAUGAUUUUGGG